AUGACGGGAAGAGAAGAGGCAAUGGACGAAAAACCUAAAGUCAAACUUUACCCAUCUUUCGGAAUCGACAAAUCACGUCUGAAUGGAUCUGGAUUUAGGUCCAAAGGGUUUGCCAUCACAGACCUGCUCGGUCUAGACUCGGAACUUCAGCCACAUCAGUCUGGUCCGGGGGUAUGUGCUAACGGAGAAGGGCAGAGCGCGGGAGUCGGAGGAUUUUCUUUCCCGGGAGGCUCUUUGCCGCUCGGGUUAGGAUUUCUGUGCAGUUUGGCGGCGCAGCAGCCUCCCGGGGCCCCGUGUUUUCUGCCGAGCCACAUCCCGCUCUUACAGUCACGGACAGAGAGCCACUUCAUGCAGAACUUGGAACAGCAACGGGACGCCUAUUCUGAUGAUGACUGUCUUUCCGGUGAUCGCAAUGAUGGGAAAAACUCAGGGAACUCACAAAAAAGGAAGAAGCGAAGGCACAGGACAGUUUUUACCUCACAUCAGCUCGAGGAGCUGGAGAAAGCCUUCCACGAGGCGCACUAUCCAGAUGUUUACGCAAGAGAAAUGCUGGCUAUGAAGACAGAGCUACCAGAGGACAGAAUACAGGUAUGGUUCCAAAAUCGCCGUGCCAAGUGGAGGAAAAGGGAGAAGUGUUGGGGCCGCAGCAGUGUCAUGGCAGAAUACGGGCUGUAUGGUGCCAUGGUGCGUCACUCUAUUCCACUUCCAGAAUCGAUCAUCAACUCCGCCAAGAAUGGAAUGAUGGGCUCGUGCGCUCCCUGGCUUCUAGGAAUGCACAAAAAGUCUCUCGAAAUUACGAAAAAAGCCCCCGGCACACCUGAAUCGACGCAUUCCGAUUCGUAUUCUGACGAACACAGAUUGAAAGACAGCGACACCGCAUGGUCAACUAGAGCCAAUGCAGCAGACGACUCGGAGGAUAUGGCGAUAGAUUUGUCCAGCACAUCCAAACAAGAGAGCAAAAGCACUUUGAAAAGAUCAUCACCUCGCACAGAAUCCAGCAGUGAUUCUGAAAACGAAAGCUAGACAUUAAAUAUGAACAAUGUGAAUGUGGACAAUUUUGCACACAUGCACACAGAGACAAACAGUACUUUUUUAAACUUUUAAACUUUUCUUAAAAUGUCUCUCGGUCAUGUCAACCUUUUGACAAUGGUUUUGUCUUUUAGUAUUCUUGUGAUGUGUUUUUUUGUUGUGGUUUCAAAUAUUUGAAUACUAGAGAGUAUUUCUGAAUUAAUUUAUCUUUGAUGUGUAAAAAUUAUUCAUUUAAAAAGAGCUAAUUAAUAGAAAAUGUUGCUUUGAUGGCA
Molecule: messenger RNA, 1301 nt
Organism: Xyrauchen texanus (razorback sucker)
Lineage: Eukaryota; Metazoa; Chordata; Actinopteri; Cypriniformes; Catostomidae
Product: visual system homeobox 1-like
Exons: 5
Coding region: 1-1023 (340 amino acids)
Biological process (GO): regulation of DNA-templated transcription
Cellular component (GO): nucleus
Molecular function (GO): transcription cis-regulatory region binding; DNA-binding transcription factor activity, RNA polymerase II-specific
Source: RefSeq, a predicted model, not a curated record